Molecule: messenger RNA, 1353 nt
Organism: Caenorhabditis auriculariae
Lineage: Eukaryota; Metazoa; Nematoda; Chromadorea; Rhabditida; Rhabditidae
Source: the annotation of a GenBank genome assembly
AUGUCUUCGAUUACUCGCGCUGUGACAGCCAGGCUCAAUGAAUUCACUCACGGAAGGAAACGACUCACCGCAGAAGGUUUUUUUUUCAUUCUUCAUCUCUAUUAACCUGCCUGAAUAAUAAUUUUUUUCUUUUAGAAAAAACAACUCCAUCCACUAGCGACGUUCAUUUUUACAUUCCGCCUGCACUCAUUUGGGAGGAAGUCCACGAGUCUUCGAAGGUCGGUGAAGUUGCAUUUUCCCAGCCUUAAUACGGAAAAGAUUGCAUUUCAAAAAGGCGUUCCUCGAAAAAUGUUCUCACCAUUACGCGUCCUAAUUUCAUUGGAUGUCGUAAACUUUUUUGUUAUUGACACUUAAGUUUGUUCCCAUGCCGGGUUACUCUUUGGCCGAAAAGCUCGUUUCAAGCCUUUGAAGCGUUGGCAAAUACUCUGUGUAGCUCCGCAUACAAUAUUGGGCUCGUCAACGUCGUUUUGACCGAAACCACGUAACAAAUUGUUUGCUUUCCUGUACCUGGAAGCAGGUGUACGUCCGAGGACUUCCGUUUCCUCCCAUGAAUCGCUAACAAAAAGAAGUAAAAAGCUAUGAUUCAUUCAAGCUGGGAAAGAAGCAGUAAUUGUGCAUUCAGCUCAUUUUUAAUUUGAUUUCAGCAAGUGGGCCUUCUGAAAGGUUCAAUUAGGGGAAGUUAAUUGGGUUUUCAGAUGGGAUGUGAAGAAAACUGGAUGUCCGGAUAUUUUCUCAAGAAAAAAAUACUUUUUCACAAAAGCAAACAUCGUCAUUAUUCUUCGACGCAAAGUCUGUUCUUCCAAAGCCUGAAAAUAAUUCACAAGUGUAAAACGAGCUAUUUAUUCCCUUAGCGUGAGCAUAAAUUUCAUGUCUUCACGCUUUUCAUUGCAGCAACCUGUGACGGUAGACGUUUCUAUUUCUCCGGAGAGUCGAGAGAUCUCCAAAAGCAGCAUCAGCCCCAUGAAGCUCACGCAGAAGGUUUGUGAAAAUGCAUGGUUCAAACUUUUGAUUUUCUUAAUCAAUUGAAAUACUCCUAAUACACCAAGAAUUUAGAUGAGUUCUGUGGUCCGAAGACUUUCUCCAUUCAGCGACGAUGGAAAUUUUUCAACGCUGGAAAACAAAACACCAGCCGCCGAGAACACAAAUGAAGAGGCACCCCAAGCAAAAAAAGGACCUUUCAAAGACACCGUGAGCUCGUUCUCACAUUUCUCAAGAACUUAUUUUUACAUCAAAGUCCUUUGGUUAAAAUCGAAAAGUCAUUUUUUUCAGAAGAACAAGAUGGACAAACUGAGAAAAAUGCGGAAGACAAAAGAUCGGCAGCAACUGAUCGAUUCCGACGAGGAUGACUCCUAA